CAGUGGGGGUGACCGCCCCCCUCCUCUUGGCCUGACAGGAAUCAUGGCACUCUGGCGGGCAUACCAGCGAGCCCUGACCGUUCACCCGUGGAAAGUACAGGUCCUGACAGCUGGGUCCCUGAUGGGCCUGGGUGACACUAUCUCACAGCAGCUGGUGGAGAAGCGAGGUCUGCGGGGACACCAGGCUGGCCGGACCCUGAUCAUGGUCUCCCUGGGCUGUGGCUUUGUGGGCCCUGUAGUAGGAGGCUGGUACAGGGUUUUGGACCGCCUCAUCCCCGGUACCACCAAGGUAGAUGCACUAAAGAAGAUGCUGUUGGAUCAGGGGGGCUUCGCCCCAUGUUUUCUGGGCUGUUUCCUCCCACUGGUAGGAGCACUCAAUGGCCUGUCAGCCCAAGACAACUGGGCCAAGCUACGGCGGGACUAUCCUGACGCCCUUGUCACCAACUACUAUCUCUGGCCUGCUGUGCAGGUAGCCAACUUCUACCUGGUCCCCCUUCAUUACAGGUUGGCUGUUGUCCAGUGUGUCGCGGUCAUCUGGAACUCCUACCUGUCGUGGAAGGCCCACCGGCUCUAGGCUGGCCUCACCCCGGUGUCUGCGCGGGCGGUGCUGCAGCUUGACCCCAGCGCGGUCGCACGGCCUCCCUGAAGUGGGCACAUCGCUUUUCCUGGGGUUCCGUGGCCACUCAGAACUUAAUGGGCUGAGC
This is a messenger RNA of Odobenus rosmarus divergens (Pacific walrus), 704 nucleotides long. It is a transcript of the gene MPV17, whose product is annotated as MpV17 mitochondrial inner membrane protein. Gene Ontology annotation, cellular component: cytoplasm; membrane. Lineage: Eukaryota; Metazoa; Chordata; Mammalia; Carnivora; Odobenidae. The coding region runs from base 44 to 574 and encodes 176 amino acids. The transcript has 7 exons. The record is from RefSeq and is a predicted model, not a curated record.